Molecule: messenger RNA, 2142 nt
Organism: Chinchilla lanigera (long-tailed chinchilla)
Lineage: Eukaryota; Metazoa; Chordata; Mammalia; Rodentia; Chinchillidae
Gene: Sypl1
Product: synaptophysin-like 1
Exons: 6
Coding region: 62-832 (256 amino acids)
Cellular component (GO): synaptic vesicle; synaptic vesicle membrane
Source: RefSeq, a predicted model, not a curated record
GCGCAGAAAGCGACCGAACGCCAGGGGCCGGGCUUCAGUAAGGGGGCGUGACGCACGUAGUAUGGCGUCCAGCCUCUACGUGCUUCGUCAGUGGAUCAACAGGCUCGGGCAGAGGAUGUCCGCCUUCCAGCUCAACCUGGUCCCGCUCAAGGAGCCGCUGGGCUUCAUCAAGGUCCUGGAGUGGAUUGCUGCCAUUUUCUCUUUUGCCACCUGUGGAGGUUUUAAGGGCAAAACAGAAAUUCUAGUGUCUUGUCCUAAAUUAUCGAAGGAGAAUAAAACUGUUAUAGCUGCUUUCGGUUAUCCAUUCAGGUUGAAUCAGGCAUCAUUUCAGUCAUCUUCAAAUGUGUGUGAUACAGUUUGGAAUAGUCAUGUUCUCGUAGGAGAUUACUCCUCUUCUGCACAAUUCUAUGUUACAUUUGCAGUCUUCGUAUUCUUGUAUUGCAUUGCUGCCCUUCUGCUUUACGUUGGUUACACGAACCUGUACCGGGAUAGUCGUAAACUUCCCAUGAUUGACUUCGUUGUUACUGUCAUUGCCACUUUUUUGUGGUUGGUGAGUACUUCAGCCUGGGCUAAAGCUCUUACAGAUAUUAAAGUAGCUACAGGUCCCAAGAUUGUUCAGGAACUUCUGCCGUGUAAACAGCAAGUACAGUGUCAUUUUGUCUCUGUGACAAGUAUGGGAUCCCUAAAUGUAUCUGUGAUCUUUGGCUUCCUGAAUAUGAUACUGUGGGGAGGAAAUGCUUGGUUUGUGUACAAGGAGACCAGCUUACACAGUCCGUCAAAUCCUUCUGCUUCCCAUGGCCAAGGAGGGGCUGCACCUCCUCCCGGAAUAUAACCCAGAGAGAAAUACACUGAACCAAACUUGUGUCUGUACCAUGACUUGUUGCCAACAUCUUGAGAAGCGUUUUUUUGGGAGUUUUUUGUUUUCCUUUUUUUUUUUUUUUUUUCUAAUAAAAGUAACGGCUUUUCCAAUAAAUUGAUGGGUUUUAAAUUUUGCUGCUUUUUUUACAUAAAACUUGUGCCUUUCCUAGACAUCUAAGAGUAAAUGUAUUGUUGCAUGUAAAUUUGAAAGUUCAGGGGUCUGUUAUGAGAUGAUACAUGUUUUUAAAUGAACAGUAAUUUUUUCACUUAAGCUGUUCAGCUUUCAAAGUGUUUACAACCUUAGGCCUUAGCAUAUCUGUACUCAAAAAACAAUUAUUUUGUCAUUUCAUAAUAGGAAGAAAAUCUUUAUUUGGAAUAUACACUACUGUAAGUUUGUAUAAAUCAUAUACCUAAGACCUGUCUUUAAGAAAGCCUUAAUUACAUAAAAUGUAUUUAGAGGAAACAUUUAGUUCAAAUUUUGUGUCUGAACAUUGUUAUGUUAUAAAAAUGUUUAGUUGCAAAGACUGGGUAUAUGUUUUGUUUGUGUUUCGUUUUUUUUUUUUUAAAUGACCUGCUGUAUUUAAUAGGUGUACUAAAACUGUUAGAAUUAGAGACUUGGAAAUGUCUAACAGAGGUGUAGUUAAUUUAGUACUUCUGUUACAUGAGGUCUGAGCUAUGCUGGUGAGUGGCUUAAUAGGCUUGCUAGAAGUGGAAAGAACCCACUUCACCUACAUUCUUUAUGUGGAUAGGCAUUGCUCUCAGUGAUGUAUCUGUUGGCUCUCUUGUUACUUAUGCCAUGUAAGUGCAGGUUGGGACCUGGUCUUCCAAAAGUAGUAAAAUAAUAUACCCUUUUUUGCAGACCUUAUUCAGAGGGUUAAGAAUAUUACAGUAGCCUUUUACUUUUAAAACAGUUAAUAUUAGAGUCAGUGAAAUUGCCUCUUUGAGUUUAACCUCGAUAUUGUGAAAAUAAAUGUGAUUUGGAUUUCAUGUUAAUAUUCUUAUUUUACAAAUGGAUGGUUAAGAAAUUAUGCAUCAUAAAAGAACUUAAGUGAGCAAUAUUAUGAGUAUACUGUCUGCACACACAUUUGAGUAUAUUCUGUAUAGAGUGCUUAUUCAUAUUUUGCUUUUUGUUUUAUAGAGAUCUAGACUUCCUAUUAUGUGAUUGUUUAUUUGAAGCACAUCUUGCUAUUACCUUAUUUUUGUUGCCUUUAUUCCUGACAUCAAUGUCAAUAUGAGAAUGUGUAUGUUUUAUGCAACAAAGUUAAUAAAGAAGCUAAAAGAGUG